Molecule: messenger RNA, 3898 nt
Organism: Cherax quadricarinatus
Lineage: Eukaryota; Metazoa; Arthropoda; Malacostraca; Decapoda; Parastacidae
Product: UDP-glucosyltransferase 2
Molecular function (GO): UDP-glycosyltransferase activity
Source: RefSeq, a predicted model, not a curated record
GAUUAUAUGAAGGUGUUAGUGUGUGGUGUAGAGUGUCGUCAGUGUAGUAACCCACAUUCCUGGCUCUUGGUACGCUGAUGUAGUGUCACUCAACCAACAGUUGAACAUUUUGAGUCCCUUUUCGACGUAGUUUUCACGAGAGUCUUUGACGAGGCUGUACCUUUCGGUGACAUAAUCUGCUCCUGCCUCCUGACUGGGUGGGUGAUGGGGAGUGAAUUUUAUACACCUAACUAAUGACUAGAUGCAGUGGUGGAUAGUAGUGUUGGUGUGUGCUGCACUACUGCAGACAGUGGUAGCCACCAAAGUGCUCUUCCUGGGACCUGUCUCUUUACGAAGUCACAAGAACUUUUACAUGGGCAUUGUUAAUGCCUUGGCUGAUGAUAACAUCCAGGUUACAAUGGUGUCGCCAUUCAAGUCAUCAAAAGUUCGAGAAAAUGUUCAUGAGGUAGUCCUCUCAGGCGGGGAUCUUUCUCAUCACACUCCAAAUUUUUUUAAGGAAAAUAAAAUGAAUUCUUUUAUGACAAUGAUAAACAUUAUGCCGAGCCUUUGCGUUGAUGCUCUGGAAAAGGAAGAAGCUCAAAAUUUAUUGAAGGAAGAUUUUGAUUUGGUUCUCCUCAGCGUGUUCAUGUCUGAUUGUUUCUUGUCAAUAGUUCAUCAGAUGAAGAUUCCUUUUAUAUACGUGAGCCCACCAGGGUUGAUAUCACCACUGCCAUCAAUAAUAGGAAACACACGCUUUCCCUCCUAUGAUGCAAACAUGAUGAUGGACUUCAAACAUCCUAUGACGUUCAUGGAGAGAACAAUCAGCACGCUCUCUGACAUUGCUUUGGACGCUAUAUUCUAUUACUAUAUAUCUCCAGCAACAGAAUCUGAAUGUCGUCGUCGCGGCCUUUGUCCAGAUGAUAUGCCCAGCUUUUUGGAAAUCGGUUCAAAUACAAGUCUUGUACUGAUAAAUAGCAUACAAACCGUCGAUUAUCCAGCUCGUCCUGUUGUUCCUGCAGUGGUGCAUUGUGGUGGCAUACAUCUGCGUCCUGCACAGCCUCUCUCACAAGAUCUAGAAGACUGGGUACAAGAUGCUGGUGAUGCUGGCUUCAUCUUCUUCAGUCUUGGGUCAGCUGUCACGCCCUCCAGUAUGCCAGAGGAGUACCGCACAAUCUUUGUUCAAGUGUUUGCCUCCCUCAAGCAGAGAGUCUUGUGGAAGUGGGAUAAUGACACUAUGGAUGACCUUCCACCAAAUGUCCGUCUUGGCAAGUGGCUCCCACAACAAGAUAUUCUUGGUGACCCUCGCUUGCGUUUGUUCAUCACACACGGUGGGUUGCUGAGCACCUUGGAGUCCAUGUACCACGGUGUGGCGGUGCUGGGAAUGCCUGUGUUUGCUGACCAGCAUUCCAACAUGAACAUGGUGCAGAGGAACGGCUGGGGCAAAGUUCUUCUCUGGGAACAACUUUCCUUUGAUAAUCUCAAGAAUAUGAUCAACAUCAUCUUGAAUGAUGAAAGCAUGAGAGCUGAAGUAGCAAGAAGGUCCAAAGUUAUGAAAGAUCGUCCACAGGAUCCAGCAGAAGUGGCCCUCUACUGGACCAAGUAUGUAAUACGACACAAGGGAGCCCCACAUCUCCGAUGUCCUGCGUCCACCAUGACUUGGUAUCAGUUGUAUAACGUGGACGUCUGGGCAUCAGUGACUGUGUUGGUCAUCAUUCUAAGCUACAUCUUAUUACGACUUGUAGUUUCCUUGUGUUCCUGGCUUUGUUUCUCCACCUCUAAAGCAAAAAUUGAUUAAGAUUAAUUCUGACUAGUUUUUUUUUCAAUCUUUUAUAUUUGAAAAAUCUUUUAACGCUGUGAGCUUCAUAAGUUCCAUUCACUCAAAUGCUUCCCUCAGAGACUAAUAUUAUAAUAUCUAUGAAUAAUUAUCACCAGUUAUUCAUAACGUCCCACUACCCAAACAUAUUAUAGAGAAUAAAUUGUGAGUAUCAUAACAAGAUGUGUGUCGGUCGUCGAGUGAUCCCAACAGUGUAUCUCUGUAUUUCUGAAGGUCCUUCGCCCCUCUUCCUCAAUAUACACAAAAAAGAACAGUAUAGAGUGAGACAUUAUACACUAAUGCAGUUGCCUAACAAUGUUCAGGAUCUGAGACCGAUCAGGAGAGGCAAUCACAAAUUUUCGCAUGAAAACGGAAUAACAGUUUUGCUAAUUUCUAACAUUUAAAUAGCAUAUUGACACCUACCCAAACCCACCUUUAAGUAAGAUAAAUCAGCUUUUAAGGUUUACAGCUGAUGAGGGAAGCAUUCUCCAGUCAUUGCACGGAAAUUAAUUUAUAAAAAAGAAUAUUGGAAAAUGAGACUUGACCCAAAAUCAAGGAGAAGCCAUCUAAAGUUAUCUUAAAAAAUCCUGUACUUCCAAGAACAUUAAUUAUAUUAAUAAACUGAAAAAUUUACAUGUACACAGACAAUGCCACUUCAGUUUCAUCCUAUUCAUAAGAGACAUCUGUCUUAAAGUCUGAAGCCGUUCAAAAGCGGCAUACCUCGGUUAUUUAAUAGGAAAAUAUUGCAUAUUUUCAAAAAAAUAUAUUGGCAGGUUUACAACUACACAUCACAGUAAUAACACCAACCUUUACCUAAGUAGGAUACAUUAGUGUUGAAAGUUCAAGGACAAUCAGAAGGGCAUUUCCAAGUUAUUGCAUCCCAACCAAUAUUGGGAUUGGUCUGUAUAUACUUACCCAGAGGGCACCUGCGCAUGCCCAUAGUUACAUCAACUCUUUCCUAGGGAUACACUCAAGUCUUGCCCUUUAGAUUAGGAAAAAGAUAUCCCAAUGUUUACCAAAGCAGAGCAUUGUUCCAGCAGUUUUCAUCACAGCUGAGUUGUGUUUCAGGAAUAUUUUCUUAAGUGCAGCAACGCUACAGCAAUGUGCAUCCCAAACAGUGCAAUGGUCAGCAAUAUUUUCCCCAGCAGAGUUCAGCUAUGAUGAUGGUCAACACAACAGAGUGUUUUUUAGUGUUCAACACAGCAAAACAGUGCUGAAGAAAAAACACAGGGUAAAACAGGAUACUCCUAGGUUAGACCCAUAAGGGUGAAAGGGAGAUUUGGAUAGUGGACGAGAAUUGGGGGAGAGGAAUGGUUGAGAGAUUGAAGGAAAGAGCCGGGGCUAAACCCAGCCGCUUGGCGUUGGUUGACCAGAGUAGAAAGAAAAGGCUACUUCUUGUGCUGACUGUGAGCUUGCUCCUGCAAAGCGGGAUCCGGAUUCAGAUGGCAGAGGACCGGGAAUAAUCAGUGCAUGUGCGUCAUGCGCGAUGUUUCUGUUUGCUUUUUCUCGAAUGCUAUUGUAGAUAGUUGGAGAGGAAUACGGAAUUCAUGGCUGGAAAAAAGGGCGUCUUUCAAAGUCCACCCCUGCAUAGGGUAGAACAGAAAAAAACAACUUUCAGACCAGCUUAUAUUGGGAACAAUAUAUAGAUCAUUAUCAAGUCAUUAUAAUACAUGUAUUCUCUGCGUAGAACUUAAUCAAAUCAGUACAAUUAGUGAAUUAUCAACAGAGAUCUUGUAAUAAUUAUGCAUAAUAUAUUUUUUAUGCAACAUAGCUUUGUCUGAAUCUGAAUCAAACAUGUUGAGAAAAUGACCCAGUUCUAUAUCCUUGAGUAUUUUUAGGAAGGCAGAGAACCAGCGAUGUCUGAACUGGAUCAACCGAAAUUAAAUGUUCAUGCUAGCUGAUGAUAACAAUUACACCAGAUGUGUAGCUGCAGAACCAAGUGACUGACAAAAACCUUGAUUUAUUUUGGUAGCUCAGCCAUCCGUGAAAUAUAUCCUUGUACUGCAUAACCCCAGACAUCUCUACGUCAAAAUUAUUCCAAAUUUUUUUUCUGAGAAAAAUUGGUCAUUGUUUAAGAAAUUCGUAAAUAAAUAUGAUUGUAUGUAA